This is a messenger RNA of Erinaceus europaeus (western European hedgehog), 2707 nucleotides long. It is a transcript of the gene CCDC68, whose product is annotated as coiled-coil domain containing 68. Gene Ontology annotation, biological process: intracellular signal transduction. The transcript has 10 exons. Bases 48 to 1058 code for a protein of 336 amino acids. The record is from RefSeq and is a predicted model, not a curated record. Lineage: Eukaryota; Metazoa; Chordata; Mammalia; Eulipotyphla; Erinaceidae. Gene Ontology annotation, cellular component: intracellular anatomical structure.
AUGUAACUAAGUUUUGUCUGACUUAAAUUUUCCAAAAACCAGAAUUCAUGAUGACAACAGUAUCUGUGACCACAGAAGUUCCCCCGGAUGAUAAGAAAGAAGACCAUUUUUCCUCAUGUGAGUCUACAUCGGCUCACAUAAUUGAAGAAACUGAAUAUGUGAGGAAGAUUAGAACUACUCUGGAAAAGAUCCGAACUCAAAUAUUUAAAGAUGAAGUUGGAUGUAACAGUGUAAAUCACAAGCUAGAGGCAAAGCGCUAUGGAAACACUCAAAAUGGCUCUGAUUCUGAAACGGAUCCUUCUUGUUGCAGUUUGGAUAUGCUCAUGGAAAGGAUGAAAGGAAAAGACCUGCAACUCUUAGAAAUGAACAAAGCAAAUCAAGUACUGAAAAUCAAGCUGGAAGCUUCCAGGGAAGCAGGAGCAUCAACUCUGAGAAAUGUGGCCCAGAGAUUAUUUGAAAACUAUGAAACACAGUCUGGAGAAAUAAGAAAAAAACAUGAGGCUGCAAAGCAUUUGCUUCAGGUUAACAAACUUGAAAAAGAACAGAAAUGGAAGCAACAUUCUGACCAUCUGAAUCAAGUUGCUGAAAAGCUUGAAGAAAAACAUAAUCAAAUCACUGAGUUAGAGAACCUUGUACAGAGAAUGGAAAAGGAAAAGAGAGAACUGCUAGAAAGAAAACUGUCUUUGGAGAAGCAGCUUCUGCAACUCAAACCCAACGCUACAUGUAUUAAAAGUUGCAGAGACCUUGAAAUGGAGAUUUCCCUUCUCCAGGAGCAGAUUUCUCAUUUGCAGUUUGUGAUUCAUUCUCAACAUCAGAACCUACGCAGAGUCAUCCAGGAGAUGGAAGGAUUAAAAAGCAGUUUAAAAGAACAAGAUAAAAGAAUUGAAAACCUGAAAGAAAAAGUGAACAUACUUGAAGCUCAGAAUAAGGAACUAAAAACCAAAGUGGCAUUUUGGUCUAAAACUUCUAAGACAACAGCAUCAAAGGCUGUCUCCACAAGUGAACUGAAAACUGAAGGCACUCCACCCUAUUUGAUGCUCAUCAGGCUGCGGAAAUGAACUGGCUUGACUGAAGAUCUGAAUGAGAAAGCCAAUCGCGUGGGUUGUAUUUAACCCUGGAAACACAGACUAAACUUGCAUGUUAGAAUGACUCAAUGGCAGUAUUUAAUAGGAUUUAUUAUACAUAGAAAACUUUGAUGGAAGAUGACAUCCCAGAAAAUAAAGCAACUAUAUGUAUAUUCAAUUAAAGGAAGUCUUUCAAACUCACUAAAUGUGAAGAUAAUUAUGGAUGAUGAAUUUUGCUUGAACUUAAGGAAAAUAUGAAAUUGGAGGGAAUUUUUGCUUAAGACACUACUUUGAGGUUGGCAAUGUUCAUCUUUUAAUAGUAGUUUUUCUGUAUGUAAAAGAAGGGAGAGAGCAUUAUGUGGAUGAAUAAAUGAUACCUUUUAAAGAAGAUGAUUGAGUAGUAAGAAAUGUCCUACCAUGGUAUAACUUCAUCUCCUGGCCCCUUAUUAGUGAGUUGUUAUCUGCUGAAUCAUGUACAGCAGGAUACAAUUCUGUUUUGCUAAUUCCUUAGCCCAUGCAACUGUACAAAAUUAUGAGUUAUGGCUGCUGUCUCAAGGAAGCCAUUGUUUUUCAACUGGAUUGAGAUUGAAACUCAGAUGCUUAAAGAGAGCCCACACAUAAGCACUCAAGGAUGUGAUUUGUCACUGCCUUUGUGAUUCAUUUUCAUUUUGAUAUUCACAGACUAACAGAAAUAUUGGUAGAGGAAGAGUAGAAGUCAGUGCUGCCAGCUCAUGCCACUAGAAAAGUGUAUAUAUUGUGGAUUCAAAGGAACAGUAGCUGCUGGGAUAGUGAACUGUGAAUAAUAUAGACGUCCAACAUACAGCUUUAAGAAGAGAAAUUCCAUCAUUACACACAGUAAAUGUCAAUCUGUUCAUACUUUGGAAUUAUGUGUCUAGUACUUUGGAGAAGGUGCUUACAUUUUGACUCAUUGUUGAGUUUGUGAUUGCUAGGAUUAAGCCUAACUCUGUGGAAAUGGAAACAUAUUAACCUUCAUAAAAAUAGAAUGCACUUCAACUAAAAGAAAAAUUGGAAAUCUCUGUCACCACAAAGGGAAAGUCACCCUUUGGCCUUUUGUUCAUCCUAUCUAGUAUAUGUAACUCUAAACAUUUUCUCAGGAAAUGAGUUUCAAGAUGUUCAAAGGGAAAUAUCAGUAUUACCUAUUAGUUAUUUAAAUAUGAAUACUGAUGAGAUGAAGUAAUGUAUUUGCAAAGUCAUUAAAGUACUUUAAUCCUUGAAAUGCUGUAAAACUAUAUGCAUAAGUUCCAUACUCCAUGUUUUUAUAACUGGCAAGUUUUUAAGAUGGUGUUUUCUAUUACCUUUCAGGGCACAUUUAGCCUAUGUGAAAAACAAAUCUAAGUCUUAUGCCUGUAUGAAUUGCUUGGAUCCUCCCAACAGUCUUGAGAAGCAGAUAAUAUUAUUAUUCCAAGUUUAAAGGAGGAUACUCAGAGUGGUUCAGUCAGUUCAUUUUUGACCUGUUGAUAUUACUUCUACCUACUAAUUUGUCAGCUGAGGGAUUUUCUACCUAUAGAAAUGUCUCUCUUUUUUGCUGCUUGAGUGGAGAGUGCUUCCUUGAAGGAUCUCUAUAUUAUAUUGUGGGUGAGACCUAGAAACCACACUUAGUAAUAAACUAGACAUUUUCCUGA